UGUAUCCUAUUUUUUCGUAACUUUAUCUCCCUCUAUCUAACAGAAAGAAUUUUGCUGCUUUCUCUGUCAGUUUUUCAUGGCAUCUCUGCCUUGUGUAACUAGGAAUCUCAAGCUUGAGCAUGAAUUCAGAAAAUCAUCUACAUACAAUUCCAUUUCCACUGAUAAUAAGACUACAAGUAUCUCCUACCAGAGAAAUUUUACAUCAAAAGCAAAUUUGGAACCAAAAAGUUUGGAUUUCAGAGAAGCGAUUUCGAUAUUGAAAGAGGGUAGUAGGGAUGUGGAGUCAGGAUUUUAUGUUCCUGUUCUGCAGGAAUGUAUUGACAGGAAUUCAGUCUCAGAUGCUCAGAUUAUUCAUACCCACAUUGUAAAAACUGGAGCUCAUACUGACUUGUUCGUUAUGUCUUUCUUACUCAAUGUUUACGCAAAAUGUGGGUCGAUGGAGUAUGCAGUUAACGUAUUUGAGAACUUGCCGAGGAGGAAUAUUGUUAAUUGGACUGCUUUGAUGACGGGGUAUGUUCAGAAUUCGCAGCCAGAACUUGCAAUUCAGGUAUUUCUUGAAUUACUGGAAGCUGGGGUUUAUCCUACCAACUACACUUUGGGUGCUGUCAUAAAUGCGUGUUCGUCGUUGUUCUCUAUCAAAUUUGGUAGGCAGAUCCAUGGCUACAUUAUUAAGUACCAGAUUGAAUCGGAUACAAGUAUGGGCAAUGCCCUUUGUAGCUUAUAUUCCAAAUGUGGCAGCUUUGAGUGUGCAGUUAAAUCCUUUCGGAGAAUCCCAGAGAAGAACGUCAUCUCCUGGACUACUGUUUUAUCUGCUUGUGGUGAUAAUGGGCAACCUGAGAAGGGGUUGAAUUUUUUUGCUGAGAUGCUUAUGGAAGAUGGUGAACCAAAUGAGUUUACCUUGACUAGUGUAUUGAGUUUGUGCUGCUUAAUGCAUGCUUUGGGUUUUGGGGAGCAGGUUCAUUCCUACAGUAUCAAGCUUGGUUACGACGCUAGUGUGUCUAUUAAGAAUUCUAUCAUGUAUCUGUAUCUGAGAUCUGGACGGGUUGACGAAGCAAGGAGAUUGUUUGAUGCAAUGGGAACCAUAUCUUUGGUAACAUGGAAUGCGAUUAUAGCAGGCUAUAGUCAGAUUAUGGGUUCUGAAAAGGAUUAUCUGAAGGCUCAUCAUAGUGGUGCUGAGGCGCUUCAAAUCUAUCUCAAAUUGCACAGGUCAAGAAUGAAGCCAGAUCUAUUUACCUUCUCCAGUAUCCUGACUGUUUGUAGUGGCUUGGUGGCAUUAGAUCAAGGAGAACAAAUACAUGCACAGACAAUAAAAAGUGGGUUCUUAUCAGACGUUGUUGUUGGGAGCGCAUUGGUUAACAUGUAUUACAAAUGUGGAAGUGCUGAAAAAGCAACUAAAGCUUUUGUGGAGAUGCCUACAAGAACAUUGAUAUCUUGGAGUUCCAUGAUCACAGGUUUUGCCCAGCAUGGUCGAUGUGUUGAAGCAUUGCAGCUUUUCGAGGAUAUGAUUAUAACGGGCGUCAAACCUAACAAAGUUACUUUCAUUGGUGUUCUCUCGGCUUGUAGCCAUGCUGGCAUGGUUGAUGAAGCGCUGAAUUACUUUGAAAUGAUGAAGAAAAAGUAUAAGAUAAAACCUGUGGUGGACCAUUAUGCAUGCUUAAUUGAUAUGUAUGUGAGGUUGGGAAAGUUGCAGGAGGCUUUUGAUUUUAUAGAGAAAAUGGAUUUUGAACCUAAUGAGUUCAUUUGGUCAAUGUUGAUUGCUGGAUGUAGAAGCCAUGGGAAUAUGGAGUUAGGAUUUUACGCAGCUGAGCGGCUACUUCAACUUAAACCGAAAGAUUGUGAAACUUAUGCAUUAUUGUUGAGCAUGUAUAUCUCAGCUGGGAAAUGGAAAGACGUAACGAAGGUGAGGAAAAUGAUGAAGGAUAAAAAACUUGGAAGUUUGCAGGAUUGGAGUUCAAUUAGCAUUAAAGAUAAGGUUUAUUCCUUUAAACCUGAUGAUAAAUCGCAUAAUCGAAGUGUAGAGAUGUACAGAUUAUUGGAGGACCUCGUUGAAAGAGCAAAGAGUCUUGGUUAUGUGUCAGAGAGAAGCUUAGACGUCGUCGAUGAGGAUGAUAAUGAUGAUGGAAAUCUUUCGUCUACUAUCCAUCAUAGUGAAAAAUUAGCAGUUGCUUUCGGCUUGUUAAGCACUUGUCAAGGUUCAUCUAUACGGGUAAUCAAGAGUAUUAGUAUGUACAGAGAUUCCCAUUCCUUAAUCAAGUAUAUAUCUGCAAUGACUGGAAGGGAAAUUAUUCUUCGGGAUAGCAAGCGACUCCACCAGUUCAAUGAUGGCCAAUGUUCUUGUGGAGAUUUUGGUAGUCUUCUUUGAAUCUGGUGAUGCAUUAAACCUUUUCUAACUAUCAAUGGUGAAUUGCAAUAGACCGGAUGAUGUUUCCUUUCAUUUUUCAGAGUACGUUGUGUUUACAACCUUAGUGAAGUUUUGGUAGAUCAAAUUCUCAUUCUAGUUUUCCUGAGGCUAGUUUUCCUUCCCACUCCGGGAUAUUCAACUGUAGAGGAACUUGUAUGUAAUUCUUUGUACUACAUGUUUUAUGUAUCAAAGGAAUAAAAUUGUUUAAUGAAUAUAUCAGUGGUAUCGUUCAGGGGUAUCCUUAUUGUGCUUUGGA
Messenger RNA from Papaver somniferum (opium poppy), 2657 nucleotides. RefSeq names its product pentatricopeptide repeat-containing protein At3g26782, mitochondrial-like. Bases 77 to 2362 code for a protein of 761 amino acids. Gene Ontology annotation, biological process: RNA modification. Gene Ontology annotation, molecular function: protein binding; RNA binding; zinc ion binding. The record is from RefSeq and is a predicted model, not a curated record. NCBI's taxonomy places the organism in Eukaryota, Viridiplantae, Streptophyta, Magnoliopsida, Ranunculales, Papaveraceae. The transcript has 2 exons.